AUGAUCUUCCGUCGCGCCUUCAGCUCGGCGUCGCGCGUCGCCAGCAACACGCCUGCCGGCUUCUUCAGCCGCCCGGCCGUCGCGCAGCGCCUGCCCGCCCGCAGCGGCGGUGCCCGCGCCCCCACCGUCGCCGCCGCGCCGCACACGCCGCCGGCCGUCGUCGAGGAGCAGUCGCCCAACCUCGCCGGCACGUGGUCGCCCACGCAGCAGCCGCGCACCGAGGCCAUGAAGGGCCCGCGCUUCGAGCAGAUGGACAUGGCGCUGCAGCCGCAGCCGCUCAGCGCCAUGGAGAUGAUCCAGCGCGAGCCCAUCCGCCUCGUCGCCGCGCGCGUCGUCGGCUGCGACGGAGGUGACGGCCCGCUGGGCCACCCCAAGGUGUUCAUCAACCUCGACAAGCCCGGACCGAAGGCCUGCCCUUACUGCGGCAUCCGUUUCGAGCUCGACCGGGGGCACGCUCACUGAGCGGCACGCCGGUCAGC
Messenger RNA from Tilletiopsis washingtonensis, 479 nucleotides. RefSeq lists its product as hypothetical. The record is from RefSeq and is a predicted model, not a curated record. The transcript has 4 exons. The coding region runs from base 1 to 462 and encodes 153 amino acids. Gene Ontology annotation, biological process: mitochondrial electron transport, NADH to ubiquinone. NCBI's taxonomy places the organism in Eukaryota, Fungi, Basidiomycota, Exobasidiomycetes, Entylomatales.